AGGCAAGAAGUACUGGCAGUGUCUUGGUCCCCCCGUCAUGAAUACAUUUUGGCGACAGCAAGUGCUGACAGUAGAGUAAAAUUAUGGGAUGUGAGGAGAGCAUCUGCAUGUCUGAGUACGCUUGAUCAGCACAAUGGAGAGAAGUCCAAAGCGUCUUCUGAGGCAGCAAACACUGCUCACAAUGGGAGAGUUAAUGGUUUAUGCUAUACGAAUGAUGGACUUCAUCUGUUGACCAUUGGUACGGAUGAUCGGAUGCGACUGUGGAACAGCUCCACUGGAGAAAACACACUGGUGAAUUAUGGGAAAGUCUGUAAUGAAAGUAGAAAAGGACUCAAAUUCACCGUCUCUUGUGGCUGUAAUCCAGAGUUUGCCUUUGUACCGUAUGAUAGUACCAUUGCUGUUUAUACAGUUUUCACAGGAGAAUUGAUAACUAUGCUUAGAGGGCAUUAUAGUACUGUCAACUGUUGUGUAUUUCAACCUAAUUUUCAGGAACUUUAUAGUGGUAGCAAAGAUUGCAAUAUCCUGGCAUGGAUACCAGCUCUUCGAGAGCCAGUUCCUGAUGACAUGUCUGAAAAGUCUCUGCCACAACAGCAUUUAAACCCAGCAUAUGAAGACGCAUGGAGCAGCAGUGAUGAUGAAGGCUGAAUUUUAAUUAUAUGCUGAUGUAAUAUUGACAUUCAGGCACUGUGUUCACAGACUUUAUCUACAGAAUUUGCAGAUUUAUUACAACUGGAUUUUUGGUACAGUUCUGUUACAGCAAGGUCUUUCAGAAAUGUUUCCACUGUUCUCUAUGUUCUUUCUUCACUGAUACAGUUAAAUCUAAAAGAUUACUUUUUCAUCCUUACUGACUUUUAUAUUUACCUUUACAAAUUGGUAUACUUUAUUCGGUGUUGAACAGCUGAUAAAGGAAAAAUAAAAGCUCUUGGGACCAGUUA
Leptosomus discolor (cuckoo roller) is the source of this 935-nucleotide messenger RNA. NCBI's taxonomy places the organism in Eukaryota, Metazoa, Chordata, Aves, Leptosomiformes, Leptosomidae. The record is from RefSeq and is a predicted model, not a curated record.